This is a messenger RNA of Acaulospora colombiana, 708 nucleotides long. The record is from the annotation of a GenBank genome assembly. Lineage: Eukaryota; Fungi; Glomeromycota; Glomeromycetes; Diversisporales; Acaulosporaceae.
AUGCUACCAGAUUGGAAGGCUCGUAAAAAUGUGAAAGAGGCUCUUCGCCGGCGCCUAUUCAAAAACAAUCAAAUAGAAGCUUUUGUACCAGACAAAAGGGGGAAAAAACUUACUAUCAAGGAAAGAGCUCAAUAUUGUGCAAAAACUAAAGAUGUGUGGGAUAUUUGGUUACAUGCUUUAGACUUAGCUGUUCCAAAAAAUAAUACAGAUGAGGCAAUUGUGGUGGCCAGUUCCUGUCUAUCGCAAUUUCGUAAAGAAUUAGCAGGAGCUGGAGUUGAUCCUGAGCAAAUUAAUACAUAUGCCAAAUUACCAAAUGUUACUCGAGCUUCUAACAAAAUUCAGAAGAGAAAAGUUGAACUGGGAUUAAUCAGUCAACCUAAAAUGCCUAAACACUUCUCCUUAGAAGAGGGGCUUAGAAGACUUCAGAAUAUCUGUACCACUGAGACCCCCACUCUACAAGAUCUUGCAGAUGUGAUCAUGAUGUUAAGUAUGAGACCCGCUGAAGUAACCACUCUUCGCAUUAUCCAUUAUGAGCCUGACGAAUCAAAUCCUCCAGAAUGGUAUAAUCCCGAUUACUCUUGGUAUUGUACUGGAUAUAUUAAAAAUAAAGGAGAAGCAAAAAACAAUUCUGAACCUCGACCGUUUCUAUCAAUGGAAAGAAUCCAGAACGUGCAAGAGAAUUGCUUACCAGGAUUCAAAAUGCAAUAG